This is a messenger RNA of Sphaeroforma arctica JP610, 558 nucleotides long. RefSeq lists its product as hypothetical. NCBI's taxonomy places the organism in Eukaryota, Ichthyosporea, Ichthyophonida. The transcript is spliced from 2 exons. The coding region runs from base 1 to 558 and encodes 185 amino acids. The record is from RefSeq and is a predicted model, not a curated record.
AUGGCGGCAACUAGUGGGGAUCCUGAGGGAAGGGCAGCUACAGAGACAGUCAGCAGCACGCCGACUGGAAAGGACACGGCGAGCUCUGAUAAUGUGCAGUCAAGCACAAAGAAAGUGCAAUCAACAUCCAAAGUGUACAAGGAACUCAUCAAUGUUGACGCUGUAAGCGGGUCACAGUAUAGUUGUUUGAUGUUUUACCGAGGGUUGACUAAGAUACAAAAACCCAAAUUCGCGGCUACAAAGUUUAAAGCAGACGAUAAUGACUGCAAUAACGAUAUAAGACAAGGCCCUGAGGCUAUGUCAAACGUUGUAUUAGGCUGCAGUGCACAUCGUGUAGCAUUAGUAUUGAAAAAUGCUAUUGGAGGUUCGUUAGUGACAGCAACCGACAAAAACCGAGAGGUAUUCGAGUCCAACAAAAAGAGACUACACAAAGAAAAUGUAGAAAAUCAACUCAAUAUCUUUGAGACUCUUCUAGACGCAGACAAGCAGGAAGCAAUGAACGAUAUAAACCCGUAUCCGACAUGUUGCACUUUUGUGCAACCAGAUCAGUGUUCUUGA